AUAACUUUAAUAUGAUUAAUAAAAGUAAGGACAUUUGAACAAAACGCAUGCAUUACUUUAAAUCUUGCUUUUCACUAUUACAUAUUCGAAAUCAGAGAUAAGAAACCAGAGUAGACAUUUUGCUUGCUAAUAAUAAAGUAACGAAGUAGCUAUUCGUACCGGGUACCAGAAGUGAGAGGUUAGGAUUUUAAAAAAAAAUAUUAAAACUUUUUUUUGUUGGUUUUGUUAGACAAAAUGAGAUAUCAUUUGAAAGAUAAUUGAAUGGACUAUAUGUUUGAAAACUUAAUUGUCCAGUUUAACUAAAAUAAACUACCACAAAAUGACAUCCGAAUAGCACUGUGUCAAAAUGAACCCAGACACACAGUAACAACUUCCGCACACGGGUACAAUUAGAAUCAAGCUAUUCGGAUGUCAUUUGUGGUCGUUUUAUUGUACAUUGCAUCUCAAAAUGGUGACACCAAGACAGUUGAAAUGUAAAGUGACAUAGGAGUUGACGUAAACAUGAAAAAAGAUGAUUAUUUUGUGUUAUAUAUGGCAUCCGCGGAAGGAAAAACUGAGACACCCGAGAUUUUAAUAAAAAAAUGGCUGACAUCAAAAUGAGGACAAAGAAAGGGUUUUUUCCUUUAUAUAUCGCAUGUGAAAAGGGACAUCUCGAGACGGCUGAAAUUUUAAUAAAAAAUAGAGCUGAUACAAACAUUUGUAACAGCGUUGGUAAUUUUCCCUUAUUCGUCGCAUCUCAGAAUUGUCAUAUAGAGAUAGUGGCAAUGUUAACUGGCAAAGACGCUGAAAUAAAUAUGAGGAUGACUGAUGAUUGUUCCCCACUAUAUAUUGCAUCUCAGAAAGGAUAUGUAAGACAGUUGAAAAGCUAAUUGAAAAAGGCACUGAGAUAAAAAUGAGGACAAGCGAUGGUAGCACUGCCUUAUACAUUGCAUCGUUUGAAGGAAACACUAAGAUAGUGGCAAUGUUAAUUGAAAACGGUGCUGCUAUAAACAUUAUGACUAAAGAUGAUAGUUUCCCUUUAUAUAUUGCGUCUCAGCAUGGACAAACCAAGACAGGCGGAAAAUUAAUUUAAAAAGGGUCCGAAAUAAAAAUGAAAACCUGUGAUGGUGGCCAUGCUUUACACAUUUCAAAUUUCGAAGGAAAGACUGAGACAGUAACCCUGCUAAUUGAAAGAGAGGCAAACAUAAAGAUGAGGAAUAAUUAUUUUAGCAGUGAGUUAGAUCUCGCAUAUCAGAAUGGUCACAAGGAGACAGCCGCAUUGUUACUUGAAAAAGGUGUCAAAAGAAAAAUGCUAAUAAAUUAAUCAGGGUAGACUUUUACAGCUGCUGGAUAUUAUUUAUAAGAAACAGACAAAUGUAAUAAUUUUAGUUGUUUAUAUUUGUGAACCGUACAAUCUCAAUUACGACCAAGACUUUGACAUUAUUACAUUUUUUUAAAGGAGUGGGAUGUCUAAAAACUAACAAUAACGAUUGAUCUUGAUUUGCUUUAAAACACUCCAAAAAUGAUGUCCUGUUUAAAACUAAAAUUAGCUUAUGUUAUCUCAGUUUUGAUCAUUAUGGAUUUAAUGUGUCUCUCUUUUAUAAAUGAUACACUUACAUAGCACUAUGAAGAGGGAACCAAUAUAAAGAAAACCGUAUUGUGCUAGGAUCGAACUUUUGCAUCUUAAAAGUCAUUAUCUUUAGAUAGUUUCCUAAGUCCUUAAUCCAGUCAUAUAUUUAAGAUACAUGACAGAAUGUCCAUUUAAAAAGCUAUAUGUCGAUCUAAAUGUUGGAUCAAAUUAAACCGACGUCAAUGAGCAAUGAGUUUAUCAUCCUGUACAACAUUCGAUUUAAGCAAUCGUUCGCAUUAAAUGACUGAGACAUGCAUUUUUUUGGAGAAAAAACAACAACUCGACAAUAGGUAGAAACACCGAAACACACUCUGCUACCCCUAAGUCAAAGGCAACCAGACAGUCGUGCUUUUUUAUUCCAAAUUCUAUUACGUAUUGAAGUGUAUAUUUCCAGUGGCAAAACUUUUAGAUGUAAAGUUCACUAAUAGCUUGAUAAUAGUAUCAUUUUUUAUUCUAAAAAUUGAGACAAUACUCUCCAAACUUUCCAACGACAUUCAUAAAUUCUAAAGGGUACAAAAAGCCACGAAAAAUUAUGAAUAUUAUUUUCUAGCUUGUGGCAGCACACCUUCAGGCUUCGCUUUUUUUAUUCUAUUAGUAUUAAUUUUUUUGUAAUGUAUUUACUUUAAAUGAACAAUUGUUCUUGACUUUACAUAUGUUACAUGUAAUAGC
Molecule: messenger RNA, 2278 nt
Organism: Lymnaea stagnalis (great pond snail)
Lineage: Eukaryota; Metazoa; Mollusca; Gastropoda; Lymnaeidae
Source: the annotation of a GenBank genome assembly